AAAAAACCCCCGCAUCUGGUGUUAAUUUUCGUAUAACUUAAGAUCGAUAAAAAUUUCCGAAGUGAGGCUUUUUUCCAACAGAUAUAAAAGACGUGCAAAAUAAAUAGUUGUCAGUUCAUUCGUAAACUUAUCUGUUGGCAAAAGUUGUUCAUUAUGAAAUUGCUUCUGCUUACUUGCCUUCUGCUGGUCGUGGCUCUAAGCCAAGUUAGUGCUAGUUGCCCGGAAAACUGUCCCGAUACAGAGGAUGUAGUUUGGGCUCUUGGAGGCGGAUGCAAUGUUUUCCGCAAUAAGUGCUAUUUCGACAAGGAGAACUGUCAGAGGGAUUCAGCUUUGACCAUUACGACCAAGGAGGAGUGCCAGAAGUUUUGCGGCAACGCAUGCAUUCAGAUUUACCAGCCUGUAGGUGGUAUUUAUAAGGGUCAGGAGCGAAGCUUUGGCAAUGAGUGCGAAAAGCGUGAACACACCUGCCAGACUGGCGAAACCUUUGUAUAGUCCUCAAAAUGAUGAUCGAAAUCUUAACAAUUCUGGGAAUUAAAUGAAUUACUAAAAUGCUGAUGUAACAAAUAAAAUGUUGUCUAUUUAAUUUAAAA
Drosophila takahashii is the source of this 590-nucleotide messenger RNA. RefSeq lists its product as uncharacterized. Gene Ontology annotation, molecular function: protein binding. NCBI's taxonomy places the organism in Eukaryota, Metazoa, Arthropoda, Insecta, Diptera, Drosophilidae. The record is from RefSeq and is a predicted model, not a curated record.